AUGUCCUCCUCAAUCAGUCUAACGCUAAAUCCAGUCCCCGGUUUCUGUCUAAAAUCAAACGUCCUCACCGCCCCCCAACUAAAACUUUUCCUUAACAUCGCAUGGGACGCUAAUGUGCCACCACCUCCGACUGAGACUGAAGAUGUGAUUCAAAAGGCGAUGCGUGGCGAAGACGUUGGAUGGUUCGUACCGGUCAUAGUCUCAGAUCUGCGCCAUGACAAAGAUAAAGUCGGCCGACCGGCCCUUGUCGUCGACUGUGUAUUCAAUACAUCGAUCAAGUCACGAACGAUGAAAGAACCAGAUUUCAAAGCGUUCAUUAUAGAACUUGCCCUCCAGCGCGUUGAAUCCCAGACCUCUCUUUUACUUUCUCGGCAAAUCGGCACGCCCAACAUCGCCUCGAAAGGCAAACCUGUGUCGCGCCAAGUCCUCGUGCCUGAACUACUCUUCCCGCCUCACCACAAACCCGACACUAAGUCGCUCGUUCAGGAACUAGCUUCUACACCGACAGUCAAGGGGAUAUCCACUCCCACAUGGUCUUGGUCCAACGAUGACCGUAAAAUCCGCAUCAUCGUCAAUGUCCCCAAUCUGGUAAGUCUCAUCCCCCGGCAUACCAUCUACUUUCCCUGUUUCCACGGAGACACUAGCAUUUUAGUUCCCGUGUUCAUACCGAUCAUACAGACUCAUGCACAUAUUACCACCUCAACUCUCGACGUAGAACCACGAAGAGUAAUACUUCAUGUUCCUUCAUUAUACGACCUAGAUAUCAACUUCGAUCUCUCGCCUACGUAUCCUCUUGGUCCAACAGACCUCAAAAGGUUCAGAGAUCUUGAUGUGGACGGUGCCAAGGCGGAGUGGAUAGUUGCUGAAAAGGUUAUAGUUCUUCUGGCUUAG
Suillus clintonianus is the source of this 891-nucleotide messenger RNA. Its product is annotated as pre-RNA processing PIH1/Nop17-domain-containing protein. The record is from RefSeq and is a predicted model, not a curated record. The transcript has 3 exons. Gene Ontology annotation, cellular component: R2TP complex; cytoplasm; ribonucleoprotein complex. Gene Ontology annotation, biological process: rRNA processing; box C/D snoRNP assembly. NCBI's taxonomy places the organism in Eukaryota, Fungi, Basidiomycota, Agaricomycetes, Boletales, Suillaceae. Bases 1 to 891 code for a protein of 296 amino acids.